CUGCAGAUAAUGGCAAAAUAACACCAGAAAAGUUGGAGGAAAAAUCAAUAAUUCACAAUUUUCGCCUUUUCCCGUGAGUUAGUGGUGAAAUUUCAAGUGAAAAUUUGCGCAUAGGCAAGUGCAAAGGGCAACGAGAUGGCGUUGAAAGUGCAAGUUGGGCAAAAGAUCAUGAACGAGGUGGUUCGCUACAAGGGUCCGGCCACGAAGAAGGCGCAGGCUGGCAAGGCACAGGCCGUGGAAUGGCGUGUGCUGGUGGUGGACAAGCUGGCCAUGAGGAUGGUGUCAGCCUGCACGAAGAUGCACGACCUCAGCGCUGAGGGCAUCACGCUCGUCGAGGACAUCCAUAAGAAGCGCGAGCCUCUGCCCACAAUGGAGGGUGUGUACUUGAUCACACCCUCUGAGGAGUCCGUGCGAGCGCUGAUGAGGGACUUCGAUCAUCCCAAUCGUCCCAUGUACAAAGCGGCUCAUGUCUACUUCACUGAAGUGUGUCCUGAGGAGCUCUUCAACGAUCUGUGCAAAUCGUGCGCCGCGCGCAAGAUCAAGACGCUCAAGGAGAUCAACAUUGCGUUCUUGCCAUAUGAGGGCCAAGUUUUCUCGCUGGACUCGCCGGACACUUUUCAGUGUCUGUAUUCGCCGAGCCUGGCCUCGGCUCGGGUGGCGCACAUGGAGAGGAUCGCUGAGCAAGUGGCAACUCUGUGCGCCACCCUGGGCGAGUAUCCGUUGGUGCGCUAUCGCUCCGACUGGGACAGGAAUGUGGAGCUGGCACAGCUGGUGCAGCAGAAGUUGGACGCGUACAAGGCGGACGAGCCAACGAUGGGCGAAGGCCCGGAAAAGUCACGCUCACAACUUGUCAUACUCGAUCGUGGCUUCGAUUGUGUCUCGCCGCUCUUGCACGAGCUCACGCUUCAGGCCAUGGCGUACGAUUUGCUUCCGAUUGUCAAUGAUGUUUACAAAUAUCAGCCGUCACCAAAUGCAAUGGACAAGGAGGUGCUGCUGGAUGAGAACGACGAGCUGUGGGUGGAGCUGAGGCAUCAGCAUAUCGCCGUGGUCAGCACGGCGGUCACGCAGAAUCUGAAGAAGUUCACCGAGUCGAAGCGCAUGAGUCAGAGUGACAAGCAGUCCAUGCGCGAUCUGUCGCAGAUGAUCAAGAAGAUGCCACAGUACCAGAAGGAGUUGUCCAAGUACUCCACUCAUCUCCAUCUCGCCGAGGACUGCAUGAAGUCCUACCAGGGCUUCGUGGACAAACUGUGCCGCGUGGAGCAGGACCUCGCCAUGGGCACAGACGCUGAGGGAGAGAAGAUCAAGGAUCACAUGCGGAACAUCGUGCCCGUUCUCCUCGACACUAGUGUCUCCAACUAUGACAAAGUGCGCAUCAUUGCACUGUAUGUGAUGGUGAAGAAUGGUAUUUCCGAGGAGAAUCUCUCAAAGCUCUUCACUCACGCACAAAUUGGACAGAAGGAGCAGGAGAUGGUGCGCAAUUUGAACUUCUUGGGUGUCAGUGUGAAUCCAGAUGGUAACCGCAAGAAGUACACAAUUCCGAGGAAGGAGAGAAUCACCGAGCACACUUAUCAGAUGUCCCGAUGGACACCGGUGGUGAAGGAUAUCAUGGAGGAUGCAAUUGAUGACAAGCUGGACGCUCGUCACUUUCCAUUCCUCGCCGGGCGCUCGCAGAGUGCCACUUAUCAUGCGCCCACGAGUGCUCGCUAUGGACAUUGGCACAAGGACAAGACUCAGGCGGCCGUGAAGAAUGUGCCGCGCGUGAUCAUCUUCAUUGUGGGUGGCGCCAGUUUCUCCGAGAUGCGCUGUGCGUAUGAGGUGACGGCCAACCAGAAGAAUUGGGAGGUGAUCAUUGGAUCGUCCCACAUCCUCACGCCGGAGAUCUUUCUCAGUGACUUGGGCUCGCUGUCCAAGGAGGACUAAGUCGUCAAUUAAUCCCUCUUCAUCCACGUUUUGCUCCUCUUCAAAGUAUUAUAUCUGUGUGUGAGUGUGUGUGUCCUUCUGUUAUUUCUGUUUCUCCAGGAUGCGCGCGCACGCGUUCGCUGAAAAUUGCAAGAAGCUCUUGAGUGAGUACCAGAAGCUUUCACAAUUUAAUAAUAUUUAAUCAAUGGAUUGAUGACAUCUCAACGGGUGAUUUUUCAGCUUUUUUUCGGGUAGUUUUGAAGUGAAUUCACACAGAUGCUUUACAAUAUAUUAAUCUAUAAAAAUGACAGUGAACUAAUUAUAGAAUUAGAAGCUGAAAAUCCCACCAGUAUUUUGGGAAUUUAUUGUUACUCACUGGAAAGUUUCACAUGAUUUUCUGCGUGUGUUUCUUUGUUGUAAAGUUGAUUAAAAAAAAUUUAUUCAAUCGAUAUUCUCAGUCAUUUACAUAAAAAAAAAGCAUUGCAGAGGCAAAGGGAGGAGGAAGUUUGAUGAUAAAAACAAAUCAUAUUAUACAAUUAAAUAAUGAAGCACCAUUUUUUUUGUCGAUGAUAAAGAAAAGGAAAAAGAAA
Phlebotomus argentipes is the source of this 2489-nucleotide messenger RNA. It is a transcript of the gene Rop, whose product is annotated as protein ROP. The coding region runs from base 136 to 1920 and encodes 594 amino acids. Gene Ontology annotation, cellular component: plasma membrane; secretory granule. The transcript is spliced from 6 exons. NCBI's taxonomy places the organism in Eukaryota, Metazoa, Arthropoda, Insecta, Diptera, Psychodidae. The record is from RefSeq and is a predicted model, not a curated record. Gene Ontology annotation, molecular function: syntaxin binding. Gene Ontology annotation, biological process: intracellular protein transport; vesicle-mediated transport; neurotransmitter secretion.